Molecule: messenger RNA, 2132 nt
Organism: Mytilus trossulus (common blue mussel)
Lineage: Eukaryota; Metazoa; Mollusca; Bivalvia; Mytilida; Mytilidae
Product: myosin-9-like
Exons: 9
Coding region: 465-2090 (541 amino acids)
Biological process (GO): cellular response to misfolded protein
Cellular component (GO): endoplasmic reticulum membrane
Molecular function (GO): Hsp70 protein binding
Source: RefSeq, a predicted model, not a curated record
UAUUAUAUAUAUUGAUAAAGAAUGUAAACUGAUUCAACCCGAAGAGUUGGUCAAUCAAAGACCUUUGCACUACAUAUGAGGGUCAUUUUUCAAUUAUAAUAUUUACAUCACUUAUACAACGUGUUUGUGUUUUAUUUAAAUUCAAGGGAAACACGACUACAUUUUGCGCCAAACGUAGAUUUCAUCAAUGUUAUCAACUAUCAACGAUUUCCAUUACCUGUGGCGGAAACUCCGUUAUUACGUAAAAGACAUUAGUCACAAGAAGUUGUACGUCACUUGUCGACAUACGUAUAUUAAACUUUUUGUUAAAUCCGGAAGUCCAAAAAUAAUUUAUCAACAACACAUGGUUUUCACGAGGGUUUUCAGUGAAAAUAUUUUGCAGUUUUAUGAGAUAGGACUUUACGUUACUGGACUGGUAGGCAGAAGGAACAUGUAAUGGUUUAUGAUAAUAUGUUAAGAGAGGAAUGCCUGCUACACAAAAUGAUAUGAUGUUAUCAAAGUUUUCAAGGAAAGAUGGUCUAGUUUUAACAUGUGGCGUUGUAACUUUUUUCAUCUUAGCACAUAUUGGAGAGUUUUUGUUUGAGAGCUCUGUGAAGAUUCCUGUAGGAAUUAUUAUAGCAUGCUCCUGCUGGGUCAUAUCAAGUCGGGAAAGGUAUAAUGCAACACAACAAUUAAACAUUUUGAUUGACAAGAUACAUAGAGAAAAUGAGUGUUUGAAAUCAAAUCUCGCAGAACAAGACGAGAUGUUGGCACAGCUAGAACUUAAGCAACUUGAAUCUGAAAACAAAUUGCGUGAGGAAAAUCACCUUAGUGAACGAAAGUGUGAAGAAAUUGAAACAGAAAUGGAAAAAUUAAUCACAAGGAGUAAUGAAGAGAUUGAAACCGUCAAAACAGCUCUGGCUCAACACGAGGUAGAUAGUCAAAUGUAUAAGGAUAGAUGUAUAAGUCUAACAGAACAUUUAAGGACAGCCAUGACGGAAGGAUAUUCAUUAGAAACUCAGUUACAAACAGCUACGAAAGAAAUUCAGCAAAAUCAAGAAGAAUUUGAGCAGUAUAAAAAUACAUCAAAUAAAAGAUAUGACGCAAUAAAAACUGAGUUACAAAUAGCUUGGAUUAAUUUUCAGAAAGAACGUGAAGAAUAUGAAGAGAAUAAAAUGUCCUCAAAGAAAAGAUUUGACACUAUGACAACUAAGUUGCAAACAGCUAGUAUAGAAUUUCAGAAACAACGUGAAAUAUAUGCUGAGUAUGAAAACUCAUCCAAGAGAACAAUUCACACAAUGGAAACUCAGUUACAAACAGUUGGAAUAGAAUUUCAGAAAGAACAUGAACAAUAUCAAACGUAUAAAAAGUCAUCUAGGAAAAAAAUUGACACGAUGGAAACUCAGUUACAAACAAUAUGGAUAGAAAUGCGGAAAGAACGCGAAACAUAUGCCGAGUAUGAAAAGUCAUCCAAGGAAAAAAUAAACACAUUGGAAUCUCAAUUACAAACAGCUAGGUUAGAAUUUCAGAAAGAACAUGCCGAAAAUGAAGAGUAUAAAAAGACAUCAAGGAAAAAAAUUGACACAAUGGAAACUCAAUUACAGACAGCCAGGACAGAAAUGAAAAAAGAACGUGAAACAUAUGAAGAGUAUAAAGAGUCAUCCAAGAAGAAAAUUAACACAAUGGAAAUGGAAAAUAACAAUUACAAAGAGUUGCUUUUGAAGAAUAAAGAAAAUUUAGCAAAUAAACUCCAAGGUUUGCAAAACACCGUUGCGACAACACAAAAGGAACUGCAAAGAAUGAAAAGUGAGAAAAUCUCGUGGACGACAAAGUCAAACGAGCUACAACAAACAAUCAAAGAUAUCGAGAAGACACAGCAUAGUGAUUUUUACUCCAAGCGUCACGUAGAUGCCAUAUAUAAACUCGCAUCAGCAAAAACUGAUUAUGAAAGACUUGGAAUUAGUCGAGAUGCAACAAAGUCAGAUGUGAAUACAGCUUACAAAAAACUAUCUAUAUUGGUACAUCCUGAUAAAAACGCAGCCCCUGGAAGUGAAGAUGCAUUUAAAAUCUUACAGAGUGCAAAAAAUACCUUAUAUAAAAGAUGUAGUUAGCAUCUGUUUAUUAUUGAUUAUCUAGCUCUCUUAUAAAUUAAA